AUGGCCUUCUCGUCGACGACAGCUUCCUCAACACCUUCUCCCGAUUUUCUCUUCUUGAUAUCCUCCUCAGCUGGCUCUUCUGACGCCGGGCGCUUCGUUGGACGACGAACAAUGCUGGAGAUGUCUUUUGCCUCCUCGCCUUCCAACUUUGCGGCUCUGCUCGGCAGAAGCACGCGAGUCGACAAUGAGCGCAUCGAGUUCAGGAAUCAAUUCCUCGAGCUCCUUGAUCUCGGACUCGAGAUCCUUCUUCGUCUCCUCACUUGCCGUCUCCAACUCCUUCUUCAGCUCCUCAGCCUUAGCAAUAAGAAUAUUCUUGGCAUCGCUGAAAUGAGUCGCCGCCUUUUCGAAGAGACCAUCCAUAUUGAAAGCUUUGGCAAGAAGAUGAGUAGUGUUGGCGAGAAGACGAGAGGUGGCUGGGAGGUGAAUAGCCUGGAUGGCGAUCGCCUCGCUCAAGUCCUUCUGGGCCUGCUCGUACUUGCUGUCAGCGAUUCCGUGUUCACCGAGAGACGUGAGCACAUCAGCAUGGUUCAAUUUCCAGGUCUUGACAGCUUCAGCGUUGACGUUUUCCUCAGACUCGAGAGCGCUGAGCUUGUGCACGCAGGUGCAACGAGAAGUCUGAAAUUUGGCUCGUAA
Molecule: messenger RNA, 633 nt
Organism: Caenorhabditis remanei
Lineage: Eukaryota; Metazoa; Nematoda; Chromadorea; Rhabditida; Rhabditidae
Exons: 2
Coding region: 1-633 (210 amino acids)
Source: RefSeq, a predicted model, not a curated record